Messenger RNA from Cryphonectria parasitica EP155, 1824 nucleotides. Its product is annotated as actin-like ATPase domain-containing protein. The transcript has 3 exons. NCBI's taxonomy places the organism in Eukaryota, Fungi, Ascomycota, Sordariomycetes, Diaporthales, Cryphonectriaceae. The record is from RefSeq and is a predicted model, not a curated record. Gene Ontology annotation, molecular function: D-xylulokinase activity. The coding region runs from base 1 to 1824 and encodes 607 amino acids. Gene Ontology annotation, cellular component: cytosol. Gene Ontology annotation, biological process: xylulose metabolic process; D-xylose metabolic process.
AUGAGUGACGGCCCGCUAUAUCUGGGUUUCGACCUGUCGACCCAGCAGCUCAAAGCCAUCGUGAUUCAGUCCGACCUGCACGUCCUGUCCGAGGCCAAGGUCGACUUCGACGCAGACUUUGGCGCCCAGUAUGGCCUGACCAAGGGCGUCCUCGUCAACGACGCUGAGGGGGAGGUGUUCGCGCCGGUGGCCAUGUGGCUCGAGGCCGUUGACCUCGUGCUGUCGCGCCUGCAAGAGAAGAAGGCGCCGCUGCACCGCGUGAGGGGCAUCAGUGGUGCAUGCCAGCAGCACGGGAGCGUGUUCUGGGGGCAUGAGGCGGAGGCCUUGCUGGCAGGUUUGAAGGGUGAUGAUGAGAAGAAGGGGCUCAAAGAGCAGCUGGAGAAGGCGUUUAGUCAUCCCUAUGGUCCUAACUGGCAGGAUCAUUCAACGCAGAGCCAGUGUGAUGAGUUUGAUGCUGCGCUGGGGAGCAAUAAGAGGCUGGCUGAGGUCACAGGGAGUGCGGCGCACCAUCAAUUGCUAACAAAUGUGCGUGCGUGCGUGUGUCCACAGAGAUUCACCGGCCCUCAGAUCCUCCGGCUGCGCAAGAAGCUCCCCAAGAUGUACGCCGCCACCUCCCGCAUCUCCCUCGUCUCCUCCUGGCUCGCUUCUGUCCUGCUGGGCUCCAUUGCGCCCCUCGACAUCAGCGACGUCACGGGCAUGAACCUCUGGGACAUCCCGUUCAACACCUGGAACGAGGACCUCCUCGAGCUCACGGCGGGCUCGCGCGACGACGUCCCCGCCCUGCGCGCCAAGCUCGGCGAGGUCCGGCAAGACGGCGGCGGCAGCAUGGGCGCCAUCUCCCCAUACUAUGUCCAGCGCUACGGCUUCUCGCCCGCGUGCCAGGUGGCCCCCUUUACGGGCGACAACCCAGGCACCAUCCUGGCGUUACCAUUGCGCCCGCUCGACGCCAUCGUCAGCCUGGGCACGAGCAGCACGUUCCUCAUGAUCACGCCCACCUACAAGCCCGACCCGGCGUACCACUUCAUGAACCACCCGUGCACCCAGGGCCAGUACAUGUUUAUGCUGUGCUAUAAGAACGGCGGCCUGGCGCGCGAGAAAGUCAGGGACGCGCUGCCGCCGCCCGUUGCCAAGGAGGACAAGGAUAGGUGGGCCAACUUCAACAGGGCGGUGCUCAACACGCCGCCGCUGGACGUGCGGGACGCGGCCAAAGAUAAAGCAAAGCUGGGGUUGUAUUUUUACCUGCCCGAGAUCGUGCCCAACAUCAAGGCCGGGACAUGGCGGUACGAAUGCAACCCCGCGGAUGGCACGGGUCUGCAGGAGUCCAGCACGAAGUGGACAGCAGAAGAGGACGCCCGCAUCAUCGUCGAGUCUCAGGCCCUCUCGAUGCGCCUGCGCUCGCAGAGCCUGGUGCACCCGCACGAGCAAAAGGGCGAGGGCGAGGGCGCGACGACGACGGGGACAACAACAACACAGCUGCUCCCCGCCCAGCCGCGGCGCAUCUACCUCGUCGGCGGCGGCAGCCUCAACCCUGCCAUCGCGCGCGUCAUGGGCGACGUGCUGGGGUCUGCCGAGGGCGUGUACAAGCUCGACGUGGGCGGGAACGCCUGCGCGCUGGGCGGGGCCUACAAGGCGCUCUGGGCGAUGGAGCGCGACGUGGACAAGGGCGAGACGUUUGAUGAGCUGAUUGGGAAGCGGUGGAAGGAGGAGGGGGCUAUCGAGAGGGUUGAUGAUGGGUACAAGAAGGGGACAUUUGAGAGGUAUGGGGAUGUGCUGGGUGCCUUUGGAGAGAUGGAGGAGAGGAUCUUGAAGGUGGCGCAUAACUGA